UGAGGCGGGUAAUACAAUUUCACUCCCUCCCUUUAUUUUCUUUCUUUCCCCCCAUUUAUUUUCCUAUUUUGGUUUUUAGUUUUCCUCUUUCCACAAAAUUUGUCCAAAAGUUCACUCCUUCACCCCAAUUCCAAAAAUCCACUACUUCACCCCAAUUCCAAAAAUUCGACAGCUUCAAAUAGUAGCAAAAAAUGGUAGAAUCACUUCUUUCAGGAGUAGGAAGAAGAUUGAACGAGAUCUAAGCUAUGUCUGAUUGGAUGAGAAUAGAUGUAGCUUGUGCAUUUCCUUUCAUGAUCUUGGAUUAAGCUUAAUUUUGUUCGUACAUGGAAAAGAUGAAACUUCAUUCUACUUUGAUAUGUGUUGGAAAACCAGCUAACUGAUUGGGGAAGAAAAAACGAAAAAAAACAAGUAAAGGCCAGCUAACUUGUUCUUAAUCUGCUUCUUCUCAACUGCUUUAUUCCAACAUGAUCGACAAGAGUUGGAUUGCAAAGUCAAUUAGAUCAGAUGAAUUCUUGGAUGGUGUAGUCCAAUUUUUGGACUUCGCCUUUUCGAAUGCAUCCAUAAAUGGAAAAAUCUUAUGUCCUUGCACUAUAUGUGGAUUUAAUGUUAUGUGCAAUAGAGCUGAUGUGUUUAGGCAUCUCCUUCAACAUGGGUUUCCAGAAAAGUACACAUGUUGGUACAUGCAUGGGGAAAAGCAUAUUCAAUCCAAUGUAGAAUAAUUAUCCCGAGUACAAGAUGAGUGGGUUAGACAAUAUCCGAUGAAUGAUAUGUUGAAUGAUGCUUUUGGAAACGUCUUUGAUAAUAACGACUUUCAAGAUUCUGGUUCAUCAAAUUUACCAAAUAAUGACCUUCCUAGGGUUGCUGAAGAUAAAAGUCAAGAAGAGAGAGACAAAAUUAAGGAGUUGUUAGAGGACGGGAAUCAAGAACUUUAUGAUGGUUAUGCAAAAUAUAGUAAAUUGUCAUUUAUUGUUCACCUUUAUCAUAUUAAGGUCUUAUGUGGUGCAACUGAUAAAACAUUUUCAAUGAUUCUUGACCUUUUAAAGGAUGCUUUUCCUCAUGCGAAAGUACCAUCAUCAUUUUAUGAGUCAAAAAAGAUGAUUAAGAGGUUAGGUUUGAGCUAUGAUAAGAUCGAUGCAUGUCCAAACCAUUGCAUGUUAUAUUGGGGAUUAUCCGAGGAUAAGAAGAGAGAUAAAUACAAGAAGUGCAAUACAUCCAGGUAUGUAUCAAAUGAAAAUGAUGUUGGUGCAAAUGUUGUGAUUGAUGACCAACAGAAAAAGAAACCAAAGGCAGCGAAAGUAUUGCGAUACUUCCCACUUAUACCUAGGCUGAGAAGGCUAUACAUGUGCUCGAAAACUACAGAACUUUUGAAAUGGCAUGCUACAAAGGCUAACCCAGAUGGAUUAUUACGACAUCCUAGAGAUGGCAAAGCGUGGAAACAUUUUGAUUCUUUCUAUCCUGACUUUGCUUCAGAGACUCGUAAUGUGCGACUUGCUUUAGCUACAGAUGGUUUCAAUCCGUUUGGAAAUUUAAGUUCCAAUUUUAGCAUUUGGCCUGUGAUGUUGUAUAUUUAUAACUAUCCUCCAUGGUGUUUUAUGAAGCAAACUUCUCUUGUCAUGUCGAUGAUAAUUCCUAGUCCUAAAAUGCCUGGAAAUAGCAUUGAUGUUUACUUGCAACCUUUAAUCGCUGAAUUAAAACAGUUGUGGGGUGGUGUACGUGCUUAUGAUUCCUCAACUAAGGAAAUGUUUCAGUUGCGUGCUGCAUUGAUGUGGACCAUAAGUGAUUUUCCAGGUCUUGACAACUUGUCUGGGUGGAAUACACAUACAUCACUUGCUUGUCCAUCAUGUAAUUUUGAUACAGAAUCUAUGAGGCUAAAGUUUGGUAGAAAAAAUUGCUUUAUGGGACAUCGUCGGUAUUUGCCACAUGAUCACAAGUAUAGAUACAAUAAGCAGUCAUUUAAUGGUUUUGAGGAGCAUAGACCUGCCCCUAUCCCACCAUCAGGUUCAACCAUGUUAAGGCAAAUUGAAGAGAGCCGGAAGAGGCCUCGUGAUGAUGCUACAAAUGAGGUUGGGCCAGAACAAUGGAAGAAAAAGAGUAUCUUUUGGAAUUUACCUUAUUGGAAGAACAAUCUUAUUCGUCAUUGCCUUGACCUGAUGCACGUAGAGAAGAAUGUUUGUGACAAUGUAUUGUUCACCAUACUUGGUGACAAAAAAAGAUCAAAAGACAAUUUGCAAGCUCGUAAAGACUUGCAAGCGAUGGGAAUUAGAGAAAAGCUUCAUCCAUAUCCUAAUUCUUCUAAGUUUCCUCCAUCAUGCUUUAACAUGAAGAAAGAACAGAAAGAUAACUUCCUAAAAGUUUUAAAAAAUAUGGUUUUUCCAGAUAAUUAUGCAUCAAACAUUUCUAGAUGUGUUGAUCUUACGAAACGCAAGAUCUCUAAUUUAAAAAGCCAUGAUUCCCACAUUCUGAUGGAGCGUCUUUUACCAAUUGCUUUUCGAAAAUCUCUUCCUAAAGAAGUUACUUCAGUGUUGAUUGAGUUAUGUAACUACUUUAGAGAAGUAUCAAGCAAGGUUUUAGAUGUGAAGUAUAUAGAGAAUCUCCAACAACGAAUUUGGUUGAAUCAUUCCAAUAUGGAAAUGAUAUUCCCUCCAUCCUUUUUCACUAUUAUGGUUCAUCUGGUAAUUCAUCUUGGAGAGGAAGCAAUCCUUGCUGGUCCAGUACAAGGUCAUUAUAUGUACCCUGUUGAAAGGGAACUCGGCCACUUGCAAUCUUAUGUUCGUAACAAUUUUGCACCGGAAGGUUGUAUAGCUGAAGGGUACAUUAUGGAGGAAUGUCUCACUUUUUGUUCUAGAUAUUUGGAGGGUGAUAUUGAAACAAUGUUUAAUCGACCAAGGCGUAAUGAUGAUGACAACGAGAUCAAUGCUAGUAGUGAAUCAACUAUCUUGUCAAACUUGUUUCCUGCAUCAGGCAAACCUGUUGGUGCUAUUAAAACUCUACCCAUACCUCCCUUGGAAAUCAUACAAGCUCACCGAUAUGUGCUAACCAAUUGUGAAAUAGUUGAUCCAUUUCGAGAGAAGUUUAGAAUUGAGGUCACUAGGAUGCAUCGUAGCAAAAAAAACUAUGCAAAAGUUGUGGAGGAAUAUGUGCACAAACAUUUUCAUGAGUGGCUUAAGCGAUAUGUUGCAAGAAAGGAUGGUGCGGAUAUUACACCUGAAAUUGAAUGGCUUGCAAAUGGGCCAAAUAAUGUUGUGAGGAGAUUCAAGGAGUAUAACGUUCAUGGAUUUAAGUUUCGUACUGUGAGGAAGGAGCAAGGGUUGAGAACACAAAAUAGUGGUGUUGUUAUGUCUGCGGUUACUAAGAGAUUUUCAAGUGGCAGAGAAUCUAUUGAACAGUCAAGUGAUGAUAUGUACUAUGGUAAAUUGGUUGACAUCAUAGAGUUAAAUUAUUACGGUAAGUUAAAGGUUGUGUUAUUCAAAUGUAUUUGGGUAGACACUACACUUAACAAGGGAAUCAAGAUAGAUCAAUUUGGGAUAACAAGUGUAAAUAUUUCCCGUUUGAUACACACCGGUACAAAAGAAACAGAUGAACUAUAUAUACUUGCAACUGAUGCUAGAAUGGUUUACUAUGUUGAUGAUCCAAUUGAUGAAGGUUGGUGUUUUGUUUGUCAUAUGAAGCCUAGAGACAUAUAUGAUAUGGGAGAUGUGGAUUAUGUGGAUUUAGAGGAGCCACCAAUGGAAGACAUACCUUUUCAUGAGCAACAUUUGGAAAAUAUCGAAAACUUACAAUUAGUGCGGGAUGAUCGCUAUGAACAAGAACAAGAUGAACCAACUCAUGGUGAUUAUGAAAGUGGUAGUGAUGGAGAUGGUGAUGAUGGAUAUGGUGAAGGAAUGGUAGACUAGUUAAUACCCCUGUUAUGGAAUUGAAGACCUUUUAAGAUGCAUUUAAUAUCCCUACUUCUCCCGCAUUGCUAGCUAUGAAAGAUGCCAUGAUUGCUACUAUUCUAAAGAACUCUGAGAUCAAAGAUGGGCAGUAUAUAUUUUUCAUACCAAGUGUAGCAAACAGCACUGGAUUGCAAGUUGUGGACUUGACAAACCAUUUGCAAACUUUGAAGAUUUUUCCAUGUCUGAUAGUCAGAAAGAACAUGUGGCAUCCAUUGUGCAGUUUGUGCCUGGACUUGAGUCCUUGAGGCAGAAGCUUUGCCAUGAAAUAUCUGAUAGGCAAUUUUGGAUGAUCUAUUUCGUUUUAUUGCUUCCAAGGCUGAAUGGGAAUGACUUGGAGCUGUAUAUUAUGGUCAUUGUAUUAGUGAAUGCAGAUUAGUUAUGUAUUGGCACCAGAAAAAUAAUUGUAAUUUAAAAAAAAAAAAAACUGUGAACAUUAGCCACGGUUGAACCGUGGCUAAGUAAUAUGAUAACAAUGCAUGUUUGCCACGGCUAAACCGUGGCUAAUUUAUAUGAUGUGAACAAAUUUCCUAUGCCUUAGAUUAGCCACGGUUGUAGCAUGGGUAAUCUGAAAUUCCAAAAUAUAAUGCCUUUUUCUUGCAGUCAAAUUUAACCACGGUUUGAUCGUGGCUAUAGCUAUAUUAAACCGUGGCUAACUUAGGGUUUCCACGGACGGUAAAACCGUGGCAAAUUCACUGGCGACGCCCCGUAUGGGCACGGCCUUAACCGUGGCUAACUUACCGUGGCAAAGUAGUUUUAGCCACGGUUUUGGUACCCUUUAGCCACGGUUUUGCGCGUGGCUAAAUCCCGCAUUU
This is a messenger RNA of Lycium barbarum (goji berry), 4747 nucleotides long. RefSeq lists its product as uncharacterized. NCBI's taxonomy places the organism in Eukaryota, Viridiplantae, Streptophyta, Magnoliopsida, Solanales, Solanaceae. The coding region runs from base 759 to 3893 and encodes 1044 amino acids. The record is from RefSeq and is a predicted model, not a curated record. The transcript is spliced from 10 exons.